Molecule: messenger RNA, 996 nt
Organism: Notolabrus celidotus (New Zealand spotty)
Lineage: Eukaryota; Metazoa; Chordata; Actinopteri; Labriformes; Labridae
Product: 2-oxoglutarate receptor 1
Exons: 2
Coding region: 1-996 (331 amino acids)
Biological process (GO): neuropeptide signaling pathway
Cellular component (GO): neuron projection; membrane
Molecular function (GO): G protein-coupled receptor activity; neuropeptide binding
Source: RefSeq, a predicted model, not a curated record
AUGGUUGAUUUGUCCAUCAGCCUUUUUGGUUUAACAAUCUUCAUUUCUUGCCUUGGACUUGUGGGUAAUGUAUUUUUAAUCAUCUCCAUACUUCAGAUCAAGUUCUCCAGAGUUAAAUCCUUUGAGUUGUUUCUUCUGGGACUUGCUUCAGCCAAUUUGGAGGAAAUUAUAAUCGUGAACAUCUACGAUAUAAUAAUUCAUCAGACCUCAACUGCCUCAACAACCACUACCGGCACUUUCUCGUGUUAUUUUCUGAGGUUCUUGACUGUGUUUGGGGAAAUUUCCAGCAUCCUCUUCACCAUCCUCAUCAGCAUCUACCGCUAUCUGAAGCUAAGAAACGCCAACAAAAGAGUCAACCUGUCAAUCUCCCUGGACAGCAUCAGGUCGGCCUGGAUCGCCAGCGGGGUUUGUGUGUUGCUGUCAAUGCUUAUGAGUGUCCCUGUUUUUGUUAUCAGCCCUCAAGGCUCGGUGGAAAACAUCACAAGAAACAACAGCAUCUGCCCUCCAGACUUCUUCCAGUGUAGUAAGAUUGACUGCCCCAUCCUCAACAGAAUCUACAAAUACCUCUUCAUCCUGGUGUGCAACCUGCUGCCUCUCAUCAUUGUCACGGUAACCAGCAUCCUCAUCCUCAUGGUGCUGCUGAGACAAAGGAGUGUAGUGCAGCCGGUGGAAAGCGUGAGCGGGUCGAAUCAGUUCAAACGGAGUACAAAGGUGAAGCUCCAGAGAAGCACCAUCGCUGUACUGGCUGCUAUGGGACUGUUCCAGGUGGACUGGACUCUCUACCUGAUCUUUCAUCUGACUUUUAGCCCCACUGACUUUCCUUUCUGGGCUGAAACAGAGUUCUUUAUUUCAACCUCAUAUACAUCAAUCAGUCCAUAUGUUUAUGGUAUUGGGACUAACCUCGUCUCGCCGCCAUCUUGCAGAAACAAAAGCAUUCAACCUUGUCUUUGCAGCGUGUUUAAGAAGAUAAGUCAUGAUGGAGACUAUUAUAAUUAA